This is a messenger RNA of Vollenhovia emeryi, 2157 nucleotides long. RefSeq names its product multiple inositol polyphosphate phosphatase 1 (gene Mipp1). The transcript has 10 exons. Lineage: Eukaryota; Metazoa; Arthropoda; Insecta; Hymenoptera; Formicidae. The record is from RefSeq and is a predicted model, not a curated record. The coding region runs from base 306 to 1760 and encodes 484 amino acids. Gene Ontology annotation, molecular function: inositol phosphate phosphatase activity; acid phosphatase activity.
GCGCGGUCUAGGUGCUAUGGUUACCUAGGAGGCAACGAAGCUCGACGACCUCGCAGCUCGCGCGGCAGUGUCACACGAACCACCGUGGUGAACAGCGGCUCACGAUAGUCGCGAUCGCAAAGGUGCGCACGUUUACAUUGUUUAUACAUCUGAUGUGAGGAACCUUCGAUACCUUCGUGUUGGUCGACCGCGUUCCUUGUCUGUGGCCACAAGCACGAUCCUAGAUCUCGCAGGCUGUUAUCAAUCUCGAUGGAAAUGGGCUAAAAUGAAAAUUCCGUUUGACACGCUUCCAUCUCUUGUAACCGAUGAGCGACGACUUUCACUGUAUAAUGUCCGCAUUGUUGCUGUUGUUGGUCGCGUCGCUCCUAGCCCUCCACGUGCACGCACGCGAUGUCGAUUUCUGCUUUGCGGACGAGGAUAACCCGUACCUGUACAUGGGCACAAAGACCGCGUAUCACUUUGUUCACGGUGGCAAGACCCGGUUCCAGACAGUGCCGAAUUGCCGACCGGUGCAAAUCUGGAUGCUCGCGACACACGGCACCCGUUGUCCGACCAUACCCGAGAUCGACAAGAUCGUCUCUUUAACUAAUCUUAAAGAACAGAUCAUCCAGAAUCAUGAGGAGCGCAGAGAGGGUCACAUGUGCAAUCGAGAUUUGGAGAACCUGCGAAGAUGGAAGCCGGACGAAUAUUUAUCGCCGCAACGGGCACAGGUGUUAACGCCGCAAGGGGUGGAGGACAUGAAGUUGCUGGCGAGAAGGUUGCAGAGUAAUUUCCCGGAGCUGUUGCUGCCCAACAACUACAACAUUACGUCUGCCAAUUACAAGUUCCGUGCUACAGAAGCUCGCGAUAGUAUGAGAUCCUUUAUGGAAGGGCUGUUUGGAAGCAGAUCCACCGUACUUCCGGAAGAGAAUUCUCUCAAUGACACUUUACUUAGCGCAUACAAAACAUGCGGCGUGUGGAAAAACGAGGAGAAUAACGAGAGAUCGGUCGAGAAUGUGGAACACAGUAGAUUCAACGCUGGACCAGAAUUCCAGAAUCUUUUGAAGAACGUCAGCAGACGACUAGGUUUUCUGUACAAUAUUUCCGCUGAUAUGAUUGACGCUAUGUACGACGCGUGUCGAUAUCAGAAAGCCUGGUCUGUCACCGAACUUUCACCUUGGUGCGCCGCCUUCAGCAAUGAAGAACUUCGCGUUCUCGAGUACAGAGAGGACCUCGAUUACUAUUACAAAGCGGGCUACGGGCGAGACAUCAACACUCGUUUGGGAUGUCCUCUAUUGCACGACAUGAUGCGACAUUUUUGGAAUGUAGCACGCGACGAGAUGUCGGGCGAACCCGCAGGCAUCUUCUACUUCAGUGAUAUCAUCAGUCUGCAAAAUCUACUAACUACGAUGGGUGUAAAUGAAGACCAGACACGGCUGACUGCUUAUAACUACAAAGAUGUGGCGAGACGUCAAUGGCGCACGUCACUGAUAUCGUCCUUUACAGCCAAUUUCAUCGCAGUAUUUUAUAAGUGUAACGACAGUAAUAAUCGCAAUAAAGUGAUGUUUUAUCUGGCGGAGAAACCAAUACGGUACGAUGGCUGUCAAGUGGGCCUUUGCGAUUGGGAGUUCCUGAAGAGCAAGUUUGGCCAGCUAGCAUCCAAUUGCCAGCUGGACGUCUGCUGGAAGGCGAGCGGAGCAUCCUCCAGCUUUACAAAUUCUGUUCUAGCCAUCUUAUUAACGUGCUUUGUUCUAGUCCGCCUUGACUACCGACAAUUGUAAAUAAGCUGUUGGUUACAUUUCGUAUUAUCGAUUUUCGUAUCAAAUCGUAAAAUAUUACUCACAAAUGAGACAAAUCCUCGAGAAGAUUUUAAGUUGUAAUAUUUAUAGGAAAUUCUUCCUUUUAGCAAAGUAAAAACGUACAAAAAAUUAAAGCGUUUUUCUACAUGUCUCGCUUUUAGAUCUAUGCUAAUAUUGCAACUUAAAAAGUAUUAAAUGCAUUACGAUAUAUCGAGUAGUACACGCAGCAUGUAAUUUGUCUUUACAUAUUUUAUGUUAAAAUUUUAUUACAUAUAUAAUACGUCUAAGAAUUAAUAGAGUUAUUGUUACAGUAUAUUUCCUGUAAUUUACAAUAACAUAAUAUCCCAAUACGUGUUUUAAAAUAUAGAUAUUUAUUAUA